AUGCAGACACCUUCGCACGGGGCGCGUCCUUUCGGGACGCUCUCAUACAGUCAGCAGCGUAUCCAUGCGCUCAAGGCAGAGUUGCUCCGCUAUCGGACAGCGUACAGGAGGCUUCGGAGCUAUGUUUCUCGAAUCAACGAUUUGCUGGAACAACGCGAGAGAGCGCUAGCGUGUUCUUCACGUACAAGGCUCUUCCAAGCUAUCGAAGAAAAGGUCGUUUAUGGCCAGUAUCCUGACAAGGAAAAUCGGGACUUUUCGUAUCUGAAUACUUUGGAACCUGUCGCCCCGGUUCAGGUGGAAAAGGAGAGCCUGUUGCUCGAGGGUACGCCAGCCACUGCGUUCAGUGUGAGUCCCGUGUGCGCCCGAGCCCCCAGAGACGGCAGAGCAAUUAUGGGUGGAACGCUGGGCGGCGAUGUGCUCGAUUCCUGCAACCGAGCAUAUUCCGAACACGCAAGCUGCACCACAGUGGCUAAACCCGAGAGUGUCGACGAAAAUUCCGGUCAGACUGCAGGCUCUGUCCGAGCUGACGAUCUGGUGAGCCCGCCUCGUACAGGUGCUUCGCCACACACCGUGCAUAACCCUAUCACUGUUGCAGCGUCGAUUGAAAAUCCUGGAUUGCAGGAGGAGGUGCAUGAUUGCGCGCAAGCGAAUGCGGUAGCAAAAGCGCCUGAUUCGACGCAAGCACCCUCCGAACCGCCAUCGAAAAGCGGGAAACCCCCAACAGAACGGGCUCCGGCGAGGACACAACGACGACGACAACAACAACAAGAACGACGACGACGACGGCUGCCAGCUAUCUGUGUUGAAGAGGUUCCCAAUAUCUGGGCAGUGAAUCCGGAACACCCGCCAGGUGAUCGUCGAAGCCAAUCGAAUGCUCUGAUAAGCUGCCUGAAGCGUGUAUCUCGGAUGCUGGCCGGGGCGCUGGGCCCCUCGAGGCGCAUCUGCCAUCCAUCGUAUUCGAAAAUCUUCGCAUUAUGCGGCGUUUCCUUUGGUGCGGGCUUCCUCUCUGCGGUGUUGACCAUACAGCACGUAGAGUGCAGCUCUGGAAGCGCGCGGCGAAGCCCGCGUGCCUAA
Cyanidioschyzon merolae strain 10D is the source of this 1074-nucleotide messenger RNA. RefSeq lists its product as hypothetical. The transcript has a single exon. The record is from RefSeq and is a predicted model, not a curated record. The coding region runs from base 1 to 1074 and encodes 357 amino acids. Lineage: Eukaryota; Rhodophyta; Bangiophyceae; Cyanidiales; Cyanidiaceae.